UCAAAAUGGUUGCCAAUGGCGGAGGUCCGCCUAGAGGCAGCGCAGCGGCAGCUGCUAGCUUGCGCCGGAGGAGGCCAGGCGGUGCGGCUGGUGCAGCAGCCGGCGGAGGCGCCAGCACGAUGCUCCAGUUCUACACCGACGAUGCUACGGGAGCCAAAAUGUCGCCCAAUACGGUUCUCUUCAUGAGUAUUGGAUUCAUUGCGGUUGUUGCUCUCCUCCAUGUCUUCGGUAAGCUUUACUUGGCUCGCCAUUAGAGGAGAUCCAAGUGUUUACUUUUGUCGAGAUAUCGACGGUGUCAAUGAUCUAACCAAAAAGAUUUGUCAUGAAAGAUCAUGAUAAAUUCCCUGCUACUUCCAUUUGAUUUGAUGUGGAUGAACAUUGUCUUGGAAUCUCAUGGGAUAAAUCCGGAAGUUUAAGUGACUCCGUCAUCGUUAAGAAAAAAUGUAAUAAAUCCGGAAUUAUAAGUGACUCUGGCAUCGUUAAGAAAAAUGUAAUGUCUUUUAAUGCCCUGUAACUGAUAUUUAAAUCAUGGGUAUUUGAUAGCCUA
This is a messenger RNA of Zingiber officinale, 547 nucleotides long. Its product is annotated as protein transport protein Sec61 subunit beta-like. The record is from RefSeq and is a predicted model, not a curated record. Gene Ontology annotation, cellular component: Sec61 translocon complex; endoplasmic reticulum membrane. Bases 6 to 254 code for a protein of 82 amino acids. Gene Ontology annotation, biological process: intracellular protein transport. The transcript has a single exon. Lineage: Eukaryota; Viridiplantae; Streptophyta; Magnoliopsida; Zingiberales; Zingiberaceae.